AUGCACACUUACUCCGCUGCUGCAUUCUCCUUCCAACAUCUUCUCCCACCUCAUUGGGAAGUGUGGGGAUGUGCCAACUGCAGGGUUGUGUUCUCCAGCCCUUCUGGAACCUUUACAUCUCCAUGCUACCCCAAUGACUACCCUAACAGCCAGGCUUGCAUGUGGACCCUCCGAGCUCCCACCGGCUACAUCAUUCAGAUAACGUUUAAUGACUUCGAUAUUGAAGAAGCUCCCAAUUGCAUUUAUGACUCAUUGUCCCUUGAUAAUGGAGAGAGCCAGACUAAAUUUUGUGGAGCAACUGCCAAAGGACUAUCAUUUAACUCAAGUGCGAAUGAGAUGCAUGUGUCCUUUUCAAGUGACUUUAGCAUCCAGAAGAAAGGUUUCAAUGCCAGCUACAUUAGAGUUGCUGUGUCCUUAAGGAAUCAAAAGGUCAUUUUACCCCAAACACCUGAUGCUUACCAGGUGUCUGUGGCCAAAAGUGUCUCCAUUCCAGAGCUCAGUGCCCUCACACUCUGCUUUGAAGCAGCCAAAACUGGUCAUGAAGACAACGACUGGACAGCUUUCUCUUACUCAAAUGCAUCCUUCACACAAUUGCUUAGUUUUGGAAAGGCUAAAAAUGACUACUUCCUGUCUAUUUCUGGCUCAAAAUGCUUUCUGAACAGUGCUUUACCUGUGAAGGACAAAGAAGACAUUUUCACAGAAAGUUUUGAGCAGCUCUGCAUUGUUUGGAAUAAUACUUUGGGCUCUGUUGGUAUAAGUUUCAAAAGAAACUAUGAAACAGUUCCGUGUGAUUCUACCAUCAGUUCAACUAUUCCUGGGAAUGGGAAAUUGUUUUUGGGGUCCAAUAAAAACGAAAUUGCCUCUCUAAAAGGGGACAUUUAUAACUUUCGACUAUGGAAUUUUACUAUGAAUCCAAAACUCCUCUCCAAUCUCAGCUGCAAUGUGAAAGGGAAUGUGGUUGAUUGGCAAAAUGACUUUUGGAAUAUCCCAACCCUGGCCUUGAAAGCUGAAAGCAACCUGAGCUGUGGUUCCUACCUGAUCCCGCACCCGGCAGCAGAAGUAGCCAACUGUGCAGAACUGGGGACUCUCUGUCAAGCUACUGUAAGCUCUCCUAGUACUACACCACUCACUAACAUGCCUGUUACUAACAGAAUCCGUAGACAAAAGAAUGAUGGAAUUACAUAUAGAAUAUCUGUAGUGAUUCAAAACAUACUUCAUCACCCUGAAGUAAAAGUCCAGAGCAAGGUGGCAGAGUGGCUCAAUUCCACCUUCCAGAAUUGGAACUACACUGUUUAUGUGAUUAAUAUCAGUUUUCAUCUGAGUACAGGAGAGGACAAGAUUAAGGUCAAGAGAAGCAUUGUGGAUGAUGAAAGGUUGGUGAUUUGGGCCCUUCUAGUUUACAAUGCUAGCAACAAUGUCAACUUAGAGGGAAAAACCAUUCAGCAGAAGCUUUUAAAAAAUAAUGAGACCCUGGAUAAAGGCUUGAGGCUAUAUACAGUGAAUGUGAGGCAACUGGGUAUGUGUCCUGCUGAGGAAAAUCCCAAAGGCUUUCACUGGCCAGCCAUCCCACCUUCGGAAUACAGCCAUCCGUGUCCAGACAGGCCUGGCUUUUUUGUUUCACGAACAUGUUAUCUCAAUUCUUCUGAUAGUUCAUCAACUUGGGGGCAUCUAGAUAUCUCCAACUGUUCAAGGGAAGCAAAUGAAGUUGCCAAUGAUAUUUUAACUUUUUCUUCUGAUAAAGACAACUUUGACUCAGCUAAUAUUAGCCUUAUUGUAGAACAGGUCAAAAGAAUUGUGAAUAAAGAAGAAAAUAUUGAUAUAGAACUUGGCUCAACUCUAAUGAAUAUAUUUUCUAACAUCUUAAGCAGUUCAGAUAGUGACUUGCUUGAGUCUUCUUCUGAAGCUUUAAAAACAAUUGAUGAAUUGGCCUUCAAGAUAGACCUAAAUAGCACAACGCAUGUGAAUAUUGCAACUCAGAAUUUGGCUCUUGGAGUAUCAUCCCUGAUCCCAGGGACAAAUGCAAUUUCAAAUUUUAGCAUUGGUCUUCCCAGCAAUAAUGAAUCAUAUUUCCAGAUGGAUUUUGAGAGUGAACAAGUGGAUUCAUUGGCUUCUGUAAUUUUGCCUCCAAAUUUACUCGAGAAUUUAAGCCAAGAAGAUGCUUUAUUAGUGAAAAGAGCGCAGUUUACUUUCUUCAACAAAACUGGACUUUUUCAGGAUGUAGGACUCCAAAGAAAAACCUUAGUGAGUUAUGUGAUGGCAUGCAGUAUUGGAAACAUUACUAUCCAGGAUCUGAAGGAUCCUGUUCAAAUUAAAAUCAAACACACAAGAACUCAGGAAGUGCAUCAUCCCAUCUGUGCCUUCUGGGAUCUGAACAAAAACAAAAGUUUCGGAGGAUGGAACACAUCAGGAUGUGUUGCACACAGAGAUUCAGACGCGAGCGAGACAAUCUGCCUUUGUAACCACUUCACACACUUUGGAGUCUUGAUGGACCUUCCAAGAAGUGCUUCCCAGAUAGAUGCGAGAAACACAAAAGUCCUCACUUUCAUCACCUAUAUCGGCUGUGGAAUAUCUGCUAUUUUCUCAGCAGCAACUCUCCUCACAUAUGUUGCAUUUGAGAAAUUGCGAAGGGAUUAUCCCUCCAAAAUCUUGAUGAACCUGAGUUCAGCCCUGCUCCUCCUGAAUCUUGUCUUCCUCCUGGAUGGCUGGGUUACCUCCUUUGACAUGGACGGACUGUGCAUGGCUGUCGCCGCUCUGCUGCACUUCUUCCUCUUGGCAACCUUCACCUGGAUGGGACUGGAAGCAAUCCACAUGUACAUUGCUCUAGUGAAAGUAUUUAAUACUUACAUCCACCGGUAUAUCCUCAAAUUUUGCAUCAUUGGCUGGGGUUUGCCUGCCUUGUUGGUGUCAGUUGUUCUAGUAAGCAGAAAACAAAAUGAAGUUUAUGGAAAAGAAAGUUACGGAAAAGAACAAGGUGACGAAUUCUGUUGGAUCCAGGAUCCAGUAGUAUUUUAUGUUACCUGUGCUGGGUAUUUCGGAGUCAUGUUUUUCCUGAAUGUUGCCAUGUUCAUUGUGGUAAUGGUGCAGAUCUGCGGAAGGAAUGGCAAGAGAAGCAACCGGACCCUGAGAGAAGAGGUUUUAAGGAACCUGCGCAGUGUGGUUAGCCUGACUUUCCUGCUGGGCAUGACAUGGGGUUUUGCUUUCUUUGCCUGGGGACCCUUAAAUAUCCCUUUCAUGUACCUCUUCUCCAUCUUCAAUUCAUUACAAGGCUUAUUUAUAUUUAUCUUCCACUGUGCAAUGAAAGAGAAUGUUCAGAAACAGUGGAGGCGACACCUGUGUUGUGGCAGAUUUCGGUUGGCAGACAACUCAGAUUGGAGUAAGACAGCUACCAAUAUCAUCAAGAAAAGUUCUGAUAAUAUAGGAAAAUCUUUGUCUUCAAGUUCCAUUGGUUCCAACUCAACCUAUCUCACAUCCAAAUCUAAAUCCAGCUCUACCACCUAUUUCAAGAGGAAUAGCCACACAGACAGUGCUUCCUUGGACAAGCCCUUGUCAAAACUGACCCAUGCUGAUGGAGAACAAACAUCAAUCAUCCCUGUCCAUCAGGUCAUUGAUAAGGUCAAGGGUUAUUGCAAUGCUCAUUCAGAUAACUUCUAUAAAAAUAUUAUCCUGUCAGACACCUUCAGCCACAGCACAAAGUUUUGA
Castor canadensis (American beaver) is the source of this 3699-nucleotide messenger RNA. The record is from RefSeq and is a predicted model, not a curated record. NCBI's taxonomy places the organism in Eukaryota, Metazoa, Chordata, Mammalia, Rodentia, Castoridae.